This is a messenger RNA of Lichtheimia ornata, 420 nucleotides long. RefSeq lists its product as uncharacterized. Bases 1 to 420 code for a protein of 139 amino acids. The record is from RefSeq and is a predicted model, not a curated record. The transcript is spliced from 4 exons. Lineage: Eukaryota; Fungi; Mucoromycota; Mucoromycetes; Mucorales; Lichtheimiaceae.
AUGGCCUAUUUGGUUCCCAAGUCUGCUGGUGAUGAUUGUGUGAUUCAGAGGGACCAAUGCAGAGAGCUGCUUGUCUUUUGGUGCUUUGAUGUUUACAAGAUCACAAGUGAAUCAAGUCAGCAAUCGGGAAAAGUGCGUUUAUCUCUUGGUGCCGUCAAUCUUUAUUUCAUUUCUGGUGGUUGCUUACCAAGCAACGGCUUUAUCCCAUCAUCUGGUUCUUCUCAUUAUCAGCAAUUCGGUGAGCAUCCUGAAAUGAAGGUCUCUUAUCGAUUGAUCACAUCAGCAGCAAGGAGCUUUGGGAUUGAUGCCAUAGCAACGACAGUUUGCCAUUGUCAAGGAACCGGCUAUUGUCGAGAAAUUUCCACGUGUCGCUCCAUAUUCCAGCACGGACUUGAGCAAGGUCGUUAUGAAGAAGUAUGA